CCGGGUGCUCGAUGAGGUGACGAGAUGGGUGCCUCUGAGCGGGCGCCGCGGGCGAGGCCGUUGUCUUCAGCCCUCCCCUCCCGUGGCUCGUUUGUUGAGAAAACUUGGUGGGUAGGAAGGUCUUCAAGUUUCCACGUCGUCAAGAUUACGCUCGAUUUGAGGCCAAAAUCCAUGACCUACGAGAGCAGAUGAUGAACCACAGCAUGAGCUCCGGGUCCGGGUCCCUGCGAACCAAUCAGAAGCGUUCCCUCUAUGUCAGAGCCAUGUUUGACUAUGACAAAAGCAAGGACAGUGGACUGCCAAGUCAAGGACUUAGUUUUAAAUACGGAGAUAUUCUCCACGUUAUCAACGCCUCUGAUGACGAGUGGUGGCAAGCCAGGAGGGUCACGCUGGAGGGCGACAGUGAGGAGAUGGGGGUCAUCCCCAGCAAGCGGAGGGUGGAAAGAAAGGAACGUGCCCGAUUGAAGACAGUGAAGUUUAAUGCAAAACCUGGAGUGAUUGAUUCAAAAGGGUCAUUCAAUGACAAGCGUAAAAAGAGCUUCAUCUUUUCACGAAAAUUCCCAUUCUACAAGAACAAGGAGCAGAGUGAGCAGGAAACCAGUGAUCCUGAACAACAUGUUUCUUCUAAUGCCAGCGAUAGCGAAAGUAGCUGCCGAGGGCAAGAAGAUUUCAUUCUUUCUUAUGAGCCUGUCACAAGGCAGGAAAUAAACUAUACCCGACCAGUGAUUAUUCUGGGCCCCAUGAAGGAUCGGAUCAAUGAUGACUUGAUAUCUGAAUUUCCUGACAAAUUUGGCUCCUGUGUGCCUCAUACUACGAGGCCAAAGCGUGACUAUGAGGUGGAUGGCAGAGACUAUCACUUUGUCAUUUCCAGAGAACAAAUGGAGAAAGACAUCCAAGAGCACAAGUUUAUAGAAGCCGGCCAGUACAAUGACAACUUAUAUGGAACCAGCGUGCAGUCUGUGAGAUUUGUAGCAGAAAGGGGCAAACACUGUAUACUUGACGUAUCAGGAAAUGCUAUCAAGCGGUUACAAGUGGCCCAGCUGUAUCCCAUUGCCAUCUUCAUUAAACCCAAGUCUCUGGAACCUCUGAUGGAGAUGAAUAAGCGUCUAACAGAGGAACAAGCCAAGAAAACCUAUGAUCGUGCAAUUAAGCUAGAACAAGAAUUUGGAGAAUAUUUUACAGCUAUUGUCCAAGGCGACACCCUAGAAGAUAUCUAUAACCAAUGCAAGCUUGUUAUUGAAGAGCAGUCUGGGCCUUUCAUCUGGAUCCCCUCAAAGGAGAAGUUAUAAAUUAGCUACUGCACCUCCAACAAUGACAGAAGAGCAUUUAGAAGAACAAAUAUAUAUAAUAUACUACUUGGAGGCUUUUAUGUUUUUGUUGCAUUUAUGUUUUUGCAGUCAAUGUGAAUUCUUAUGAAUGUACAACACAAACUGUGUGAAGCCAUGAAGGAAAAGGAGGGGCCGAAGUGUGGGACAGAAAAGACACUGCAAUAUGCGGGGAAGGCUUUGGUUUGCUCAGAGUGCCAGGUGUAGGGACGAACCUCUGACGGGCUUCGUGCCCAAGAGAUGGGCAGCCUCCUCACCCAGCAGAUGUCCAGAGCUGACUUAGCUGCCGAGCUCCCUGUGUUUUUCGCUUUAAAGAAAAGUUGCCAGCACUUUAACUUCACCAACCUUCCCGUUACCCACAUCUAUAAUUGGUACAGUUCAAAUUUUAGAACUAUGCACAUCCUUUGAUUUCUUUACAAGCAAAAGAAAGAAUGGGGGAGGGGAAGGAAAGGAGUCCCUUUGAAGACGGCAUAACAUUACUAUCAGGGAAGGAUGAGUGUGUAGUUUCUUUGCCUGGCAUCUACAAAGAUGAGCAUUUCAUAAAGUUCACACGUGUGUGGAGGACUGACCUCACUGGGAGGAGGGGAUUCCACCUGGGGUUAGCUUUAUGAUUGUUUAUUGUCUAUUUUGCCAUUUAUAAACUGAAAGAAGGCACUAAAGAUGAGAAUAAUUUAUACAAUAAAAAUAUAUUAAAUGUAUAGAAGCGAAUUUCUAUAGGUUAAAAAAAGUUUUGUGAAAUAUUUUGUAAAGAUUAAUUGAAAGACUAAAUGUAUGCACUAUCUGCAGAUGAUCCAACUCAAGAACAGAAAGUUGCACUCUCCCUUUCGUUGCCAAUGAUCCACUAAGAGCAUCUGAGUUCCUUCUGAAGCCUGACAAAGACUUCUCCCUCAUUACCUCCCGCGAUCCCCCUCCCACCUCAGAGAUACACUCUCAUGGAGCACAUCCCUUAAUGAGUUGCCCUCGUGGAUAUUUUUGGAGGACAUUUGCUUAAUGCAAUUUUUUCAAGCUGAUGGCUUUCAGAGACAAAUUCAUACAAAUGAUGUAAAGGAAAGUUUUUGCUUUUUUUCUUGUUAAAUACCCUGGGCCUGCCAUGCAAAUAGCUGAACAAUGUUGUUCCUAGUAACUUACAUACAAUUCUUAAAGGAUCAUUUAGUAUUUUGGCUGUCAUGAAUAAUUAGGACUCUUUUGUCUGUUUUAUAAGUAAACUGAGGGUUUUUGUAAGGGCCAGAGAAGGUGCAGAGCCAUGGAGAGAUCUGUCCUAAGAUGCAAUAUUUCUUUGAGGAGGAGAGAGAGAAGGGGAGGAUCUGACAGGAGCGGGUGAGGGGUGCAGACUUCUGUUUCUGUGUACAGGACAAAGAGAUAGAACCACCAGGAAAGACCAUUAAUGACUUCGAGCUCAACCAAUUGAACUGCCUUUCUUGGGGGCUGCACCUGGACCAAGUUUAUUUUUUAGCAAUUAUAACUAUGAUGAUUUAAAAAAAAAAAAGAAAGAAACUUCCCGAAGCCUAUCUCCCACUUUAGAGCUGAUGCUGACAUCAGCAUUGCUUGCACCCCAGGUGUUUAGAGAGAGAGACUUUUCAGUGAUCUCUAUAACUACUCAACUCUGGGUCGUAUGCGUGCCCAGCCUAAGCCCCGUCGCCUUAUUUCUGGGGUACAUCCAGACCUGGCAGGAAUCUGCCACACUGUGCAGUGAACCAGCACGCCGGCUGGGAUGGGAGAGUGAGGCAGAGCCAUCAGCAGUGAUGGGGCUUCUUCACAGGAAGCGCAUCAGAGCUCAGAAUGAGGGUCUCUUUCCAAAAACAAGCAUUUUUCAUCUGACACUAAAACACCACAGUCUGCCUGGCUGCAGUCACCAAAACAGACACAAGAGAUGCAAAAUCAUGCACCUACCUAUAGUCUUGAGGCUGCCUUUACCAAUGGAAGGGCUAGCAAUCCAUUUUCCCUCUGAUGAAAGUUAAAUUUCCCAAGACUUCCUUAGGGUGUUCAAAAUGUCAAAAAUGUAGCCAUGUCUGCAAUUCGCCAGUUUCAGGUCAAGGCCUACUUUCAUCCAUCUUUGCUCCCAGAAGUGUCCGCCACCAGAAUGCCAUUCCUGAUCCCAGCUCUACUUUUAGGCCACCAUGAUAACUUCUUUGGUUUCUCAACUGAGCAUGCAACCAUUUAUUUAAAGGACUGUCAUUAAUGAAUAGAUGUUUCCGCGGGUCGUGUGACGUGCUUUUCCAUUUAAUAUUAAGUAUUGCUGUGGCUGAGUACAAUCAAAUUGAACCACCAACCCUUGGUUUUGUAGUAAUACAAUUAUUUUCCUAGUGUAGAUGCUUCCAGAUAAGAAUUGGCAUUUGCACUGAUUUUUUUAUGUAGAUUUAUAUAAAUAUAUAUAGACAUAUAUAUUUGCUUGAAGAAUCACCAAGCCAAUUGGUGAGAGGGUCUUUUCCUAUAGAAUUUACACCUCCAUUUGUUGUGUUGUCUUGCGCUUCCCAAUGUUGAGGUCUCCACGGCUCCAACACACGGGUGUAUUUUGCCGCAGACCCGAUGACUUAAGAUGGAAAUGGCGCGAAAGCUACCCAGAUUACAACUGGUGCAAAUGCACGUGGAGCCUGGGGCCAGACUGGUGCUAACACCGCAAACUUUGUCGAGAGCUCUCUCCAAUCUGAAAGCUUGCUGGGGGCGCAAUGUCACCUUCACACGCUGGGCCCUUUCGGAAAAGUGCCAGAUCGUGUCACUGGUGCUAUUUUUCAUGCUCUGGUACAAUGUGUAGCACCACGGGGGUCUCAGCUUUACCAAAAUUGAAAAUCCCACUCGUCAGCUAAUCGCAGGGGCAUUUGUUUCCGGCUCUCCUCGCGCGGGAUCUGUGGGCCAUUUCUUUGCAGGCCUUUCCUCCCAGCCCUCCGCUCUUGGGUUGGCUCUGUUGGGUGCGCCCAUCUUUACGGAGCUGCACUCAGGUGCCUGUGAGCUGUCUUGGAUCCCACUGCCAGCCCUUCAGGACUCCGAGCCAGGGGGGAAGCUCCCCACUCCUAUGGCUCUGGCCUCUGUUCUUUUCCUCUCAUUCUUCCCCUCCUGGUUCUAGCGCAUUCCAUGUCUUGUAUGUACCUCUCCCUUCAGCCUUCCUUCCUGUCUCCUCCGAGUCAUUGCCUGUCCCCCGCAUCCCUUCCUUACUCCCUACCCGCUGUUGCCUCAUCUCUUUGUCCGUCUCUCCCACCGUCUCAGACACUCCCCUGCCUCUUCCUCUGUCUCCACCGUUUCUGUGCUUUCUCUUCUCACAUCUCUGACCGUCUCCUCUCCCAUAACCCGCUCCUUAAUUUUUCUGUCCUUUAAGGGCUCCUGGCUGAUUCAGACAGCAAGUCCACACGCUGGACUCAUGACACAGAUUCUUUGGGUCACCAUUUUCACCCAGGCAGCCCAGAAAGCAAAGCUGAGCGUGAAUGAGGUCCCGGCUGGAGCCAGCUCCAGCAGGCCUCCCCGAGCCAGCCUGCACCGCUGCCCCGGCAGUGACGAUGCACGCGCCCUGGGCCCUGCCAGCACCUGGGUCCCUUUCUGCCUGAAGCCUGGUCCACAGGGAGCCCACUCCCAGCACCAUCCCAUGGUUCCAAGGACACUUCCUUUCGCUAAAGGCAGACUCCAGCCCCAACAGUUGUUCUGACAGCAAACCUCUUUCUUCUCAUGGAAGCCAUGCCAUCACCUUGGUUUGGAGAGAGAUAUUUUUUUCUCCAUUCAUAAGCUUUCUUUUUCCUCUUUUCAUCUGAAGCUCCCUCUGCUUUUCAGCUGGUGAUUGCUCUGGUGAGAUUGAAUGGACUUGCUGGUGAAAUUACAUCUCUUUUUUCUUUUCCUGUCUUGGUCCUGCCUAAAUUCCUACAAAAAUAUUUAAGUCAGAGACUCAGGCUAGUUCCUAAGUUCAUCAUAGUAAUUUGUCACUCCUACAGGAACAAAAGGGGACAUUUCCCUUAAGCAUGUGGAGUCCCUCCUGUGACAAUUGAUUUGAAAGAGGACUCCCUCCAGAAUUCUGUGGAUAUACAUUUUAUUUCUGUGUAUGUAUGGUAUAUGUGGUUUGUAUAUCAUGUAUACACAUACCACAUUGGGUACACAUGAAUGUGGAUGGAAACCUACCCACACACUUUAGUCUGUAAAUAUCCUUCCUCACUGAGAACUGUGUUUGGAAAUCAUUUUCUGUACAGCUGUGCAGUUUCUUGUAGCAGCUGAGGACAAGCUUAAGACAGGUUGAAUGGUUUAGACAAAGAUCAUCUAAAAGACAGAAGACAGAAUCUCCCUAGCAACUCAUGAGGACAGACAACCAAACAGCAAGCUUGGCUCCCAAUGAGAGGGCGAACUUUUCUCCUUUUUGAAUCUGUGUUUACUAAACGCGUCUUAACUUCCGAGUGCACCAGGCUGUAUGCGUGAGAUCCUUUCAAUAUGCCAAGUUUUGUAACAGUUUUCUCUCUGACUGGAUGCUUCUCCAUUGUGCAGGAUGGGAGGGAGGGGGAACACUCCUUGCCUGGGCUGGAGUUUACAGAGACACUGCACAGCUUACACUCCUGUUAAGUGUAAAUAUUCGACACUUCCAUUCCAUUUGUGUAAAAAAUAAAGCACACACGAUUAUAAAAUCAAGAUGUAUAUUUCAUA
Molecule: messenger RNA, 5936 nt
Organism: Odocoileus virginianus texanus
Lineage: Eukaryota; Metazoa; Chordata; Mammalia; Artiodactyla; Cervidae
Gene: DLG2
Product: discs large MAGUK scaffold protein 2
Biological process (GO): receptor localization to synapse; chemical synaptic transmission; cell-cell adhesion
Cellular component (GO): postsynaptic density membrane; cell-cell junction; neuromuscular junction
Molecular function (GO): kinase binding
Source: RefSeq, a predicted model, not a curated record